This is a messenger RNA of Loxodonta africana (African savanna elephant), 3054 nucleotides long. RefSeq names its product solute carrier family 35 member B2 (gene SLC35B2). The coding region runs from base 843 to 2483 and encodes 546 amino acids. Gene Ontology annotation, molecular function: 3'-phosphoadenosine 5'-phosphosulfate transmembrane transporter activity. The transcript is spliced from 4 exons. Gene Ontology annotation, cellular component: endoplasmic reticulum membrane; Golgi membrane. Gene Ontology annotation, biological process: transmembrane transport. NCBI's taxonomy places the organism in Eukaryota, Metazoa, Chordata, Mammalia, Proboscidea, Elephantidae. The record is from RefSeq and is a predicted model, not a curated record.
UUUAGACAGGCCUGCCCUGUGACCUUGUGGUAGAGGCAGAGGGAGAAAAAUUGUCCCCUGGGCAGGGUAGGGCCUCAGUGGGUGGGGGUGGGGUAGAGUAUUACCUAUAGUGGUCAGGCCUUUCUUUUUUCCAUCUCAGACGCUGCAGGUGGAAAGAAGGAGGGAUGGGAAGACACAGGCCCUGGAGGCCUCAUCCCUGUCCUGGCUGCUGUCAUCUGGAAAAUCUAGUUUAGGGAGGGUGGGCAACAAGGGAAAUGUGACUUUGUUUUUCCCCCCUCUUUCCACACCUGUUUGAGGACCCUGUGAGGUGAGGCUUACGCUCAGGUGAAGAACAUAGGGGAAUAAACCACCAAGGUGUCUGUCACUUCUAGCUUAUAGUCUAGUGAGUGAGACAGUCAUUAAAAUCAAACUUCAUGUAAAUAUGUGUGUAAUUACACGUUUCGAUAAGUGCUGUGAAGGAAAAGAAUAGUGUGAAAAUAUGGAGUGGAUGGAGGGCCAUGCUUUGGGUGGUCAGGGAACUCUUCUCUUCAAGUCCGACGUAAGGGUAAGAGAUGAGGGAGGACAGCAUUCAGGAGAUGGUCUCUGGUGAAAUAGAGGAACUGAGAGCUGGCCAGUGGGGCUCUGCACGGGAUAGGUGAGUGGGCGAGAAGGACGGGGCCAAGUCAGGCAGAGCCUUGAAGGUCAUGGGGAGUGGGGGACAGAAGUGCUGAACGCAACAAAAAGGGAGGGGGGCAUCCCCAUCCUGUCAGAAAGCGGGAAAACUAAUACAAGGGGAAGCCCGGGAACGUAAAAUCUCAACGCCCUCGUCCAUAAUAUGGCAAUGGUCACCACCAUCUCCUGGGAUGACUGUGAGGGCUAAGGGCGUUCACAAUGCAGAGGGGAGACACCGGGCUGCUCCUUUCAAAGGCUGGGGCUCCCCUCUUCCCCCUCCCAGGAAGAGCCUAGGUCUCCGGAGAAGAACCGCGUCUUCCUCCGGGCCGCGCGGGGGCGCUAUGGGCGGCGGCGGCCUGGGGCGCUGCAAUGGUCGCUACAGGGGGCGGAGGGGCGGCCGCUGGGAUGGAGGCGGGAAGAGCGCGGCACUUCCGCUAGCCGCUAGCUCACUGGCUGCUCCGGGAGGCGGCGGAGGGAGCGUGCGGCCGGGGACUGCAUUCCCCGGUCCCCCUCCGCCCCAAGCGGCCGGGACCAUGGACGCCAGGUGGUGGACAGUGGUGGUGCUGGCCACGCUCCCCUCCCUAGGGGCAGGCGGGGACGCUCCCGAAGCUCCUCCGGAGUCAUGGACCCAGCUAUGGUUCUUCCGCUUUCUGGUGAAUGCUGCUGGCUAUGCCAGCUUUAUGGUGCCUGGCUACCUACUGGUGCAAUACUUCAGACGGAAGAACUACCUGGAGACAGGUAGGGGUCUCUGCUUCCCCCUGGUGAAAGCCUGUGUGUUUGGCAAUGAGCCCAAGGCCUCUGAUGAGUCCCCCCUGGCUCCCCGGACAGAGUCAGCAGAGACCACCCCCACUUGGCAGGCUCUGAAGCUGCUCUUCUGUGCCACAGGCCUCCAGGUGUCCUAUCUGACUUGGGGUGUGCUGCAGGAAAGAGUGAUGACCCGCAACUAUGGGGCCACAGCCACAACACCAGGUGAACGCUUCACGGACUCACAGUUCCUGGUGCUGAUGAACCGUGUGCUGGCGCUGAUGGUGGCUGGCCUCUACUGUCUGCUCUGCAAGCAGCCCCGACAUGGGGCACCCAUGUACCAGUACUCCUUUGCCAGCCUGUCUAAUGUGCUUAGCAGCUGGUGCCAGUAUGAAGCACUCAAGUUUGUCAGCUUCCCCACCCAGGUGCUGGCCAAGGCCUCCAAGGUGAUCCCUGUCAUGCUGAUGGGCAAGCUGGUGUCUCGGCGCAGCUACGAGCACUGGGAAUACCUGACAGCUGGCCUCAUCUCCGUCGGGGUCACCAUGUUUCUACUGUCCAGUGGACCAGAGCCCCGCAACUCCCCAGCCACCACUCUCUCAGGCCUCAUCCUGCUGGCAGGCUACAUUGCUUUUGACAGCUUCACCUCAAACUGGCAGGAUGCUCUGUUUGCCUACAAAAUGUCAUCGGUGCAGAUGAUGUUUGGGGUCAACUUUUUCUCCUGCCUUUUCACAGUAGGCUCCUUGCUGGAGCAGGGGGCCCUCCUGGAGGGGACCCGCUUCAUGGGACGACACAGCGAGUUUGCGGCCCAUGCCCUGCUGCUCUCAGUCUGCUCAGCCUUUGGUCAGCUCUUCAUCUUCUAUACCAUUGGCCAGUUUGGGGCUGCCAUCUUCACCAUCAUCAUGACCCUCCGCCAGGCCUUCGCCAUCCUUCUCUCCUGCCUCCUCUACGGCCACACUGUCACUGUGGUGGGUGGGCUGGGUGUGGCUGUGGUGUUUGCUGCCCUCUUCCUUCGAGUUUAUGCUCGGGGUCGCCUAAAGCAACGGGGAAAGAAGCCUGUGCCCAUCGAGUCCUCCGUGCAGAAGGUUUGAGGGGUGAAAUGAAAUAGAACCGCUUUCCGCUCCUACUGUAAUUUCUCAUAGGUGGCUGAAUCAAGGGCAAAAUGCAGGUAUUUUUUGUGUCACAAACCAGCUUUGCAGCUGGGGGUGGAAAGUCCAGCAGGCAGGCUUCCCCUUUGCCUUAAGUCCUCUCCCCUCCAGUAGGUAGCUUUUAGCCCCCGGGGUAAAGAUGGCCAAAUGACCAUCCACCCAGUGGGGAAGGCACAGUCCAAGGCCCACUCCCCCCCUUCAGGCUCCCUCAAGUCUCACUCUAGCUGUUGGCUCUGCAGCCGACAGCACCUUAGCUGUGCUUGUUCCUUACCUUGAGUAUCAUGUUCGACUCCCUACCAGAGACCUGCAUUUCUCUUUGGUGAGAAAAGCACAAGUGUAGGUGCCAGUGCUGCUUUCCCAGGUAGGGGAGGGGGAAAGAUGGUGCUGCUGAGGGAAGGGGUGGCAAACCCCACCGAGUACCACCACCUAGGCUCUGCUCCAGGAGCCACUGCAGAUUUUGGUACUCUGAAAAUGUUAACUUUUUGCUCUUACUUUAUUAAAUUCCUACCAGGGG